AAGCCUGCUGGGAUGGGAGGGCACAACGGCUCUCAGACUCCACACACACUUCCUGCUCUCGCUCAGCUCCAUCAUCAGGGAAGGCAGUCCGCGGGAGAGCAGAGGAGGGAUGGCGGAGAAGAGCCCUGACCCGAGCGGCUCGAGCGCCCGCAAGUGUCCCGCUUUUUCUCCCGGAGAGAGACUGCAGCCGUCUGCAAGCGGCUCGUCCAAAUGGGUUCGUCUGAACGUCGGCGGCACGUACUUUCUCACGACGACACAAACGCUGUGCAGAGACCCGAAGUCUUUCCUGUACCGUCUGUGCCAGGCCGACCCCGACCUCGACUCCGACAAGGAUGAAACAGGUGCUUAUUUGAUAGACCGCGAUCCCACUUAUUUUGGUCCGGUGCUCAACUAUCUGAGACACGGGAAGCUGGUGCUGAACCGAGGCUUAGCAGAGGAAGGCGUGCUGGAAGAGGCCGAAUUCUACAAUAUCACUUCACUGAUUAAACUGGUCAAAGACAAAAUCAGGGAGAGGGAUUGUAAGACGGCUCAGCUCCCUGUGAAGCACGUCUACAGAGUCCUGCAGUGUCAGGAGGAGGAACUGACACAGAUGGUCUCCACCAUGUCAGAUGGCUGGAAGUUUGAACAGUUGGUCAGUAUCGGCUCUUCAUACAACUACGGAAAUGAGGAUCAAGCAGAGUUCCUCUGCGUGGUCUCCAAGGAGCUGCACAAUCAGUCAUACGGCACAAACAGCGAGCCCAGUGAAAAGGCCAAGAUUCUUCAAGAACAAGGCUCUCGAAUGUGAAACGGCUGUGUUUUAACGCUCUGGUCCUGCAGUUGCCGGGCAGAAUGACACGCACCAUAUCGCACCGAGAGAGAAUUGUCAAGCGGAAUGACAACCUAUUUGGAAUGGAUGUUCUGUUUUUUUUUAUUUUUUUAGAUUCGUUGACACUUGUUUGUGCCUGCACAGUUAAACCAGACUGUUGUUUCUUGACAUCGACAGAUCUAUCCGAAUUGUUUGGUUUGAAAGGUGGGAAUAUGCAUGUCAUUAGUAAGCUGAGCAAAAAGGGCCUCGAUCACGCCUGGGCCAAUCAUGUUUACUCAGGGUCUCUUAUCGGCUUUCACAAACUGUUUAUCAUGUCAUUUGUGAAAAAGAAAAAAAAAACUUAAAACUGUAUAUUAUGCCAGAAAGUUAAACCUCGUUGUUUAAAAUUAUAAUUAAGAGAGUGGAAUUUUUAAAAAGUAAAAAGUA
Messenger RNA from Carassius carassius (crucian carp), 1231 nucleotides. Its product is annotated as BTB/POZ domain-containing protein KCTD5-like. The record is from RefSeq and is a predicted model, not a curated record. Bases 110 to 784 code for a protein of 224 amino acids. Gene Ontology annotation, molecular function: cullin family protein binding. Lineage: Eukaryota; Metazoa; Chordata; Actinopteri; Cypriniformes; Cyprinidae. Gene Ontology annotation, cellular component: cytoplasm; Cul3-RING ubiquitin ligase complex. Gene Ontology annotation, biological process: protein homooligomerization; proteasome-mediated ubiquitin-dependent protein catabolic process. The transcript is spliced from 6 exons.